This is a messenger RNA of Ruditapes philippinarum (Manila clam), 2626 nucleotides long. Its product is annotated as nucleolar pre-ribosomal-associated protein 1-like. Gene Ontology annotation, biological process: maturation of 5.8S rRNA from tricistronic rRNA transcript (SSU-rRNA, 5.8S rRNA, LSU-rRNA); maturation of LSU-rRNA from tricistronic rRNA transcript (SSU-rRNA, 5.8S rRNA, LSU-rRNA). Gene Ontology annotation, cellular component: nucleolus. The transcript is spliced from 22 exons. Bases 44 to 2626 code for a protein of 860 amino acids. Lineage: Eukaryota; Metazoa; Mollusca; Bivalvia; Venerida; Veneridae. The record is from RefSeq and is a predicted model, not a curated record.
AGUACAUUAGCGUCUGCCUAACCGGAAAAAGCGUGCAGUCAAAAUGGCUGCGCCCGUAAAUUCUGUUGGCAAACGGCAACAUGCAAGAGCUAAAAGACCUGUCUCUGAUGCGUCAGCUGAAAAUGUUUCGCGGAAGAAACCAAGAGUUAAUAGCUUUGACCAUAUUGAGUUCAAAAGUUAUCUAAAAGAACCACAAAUGGCGAGUUUAGGAUUUGAAAAGUUUGUGGAGGCAGCAGCUAGUCAUACAGAUGGUGGCGGUGAAGAUAUUGUCUUGAAAUUCCUUCAUUCAUCACCAGAAUGUUCGGAGAUAUUUCAUGUACUGGAGGUACAACAAAAGAAAGUACAUGAGCUUCAGUUAAUCUUCAAGUGUUUAGAGACAAUUUUGUUGAGGAUUGCUGAUGAUCUUGGACAGUUUUAUAAAAGUGGGCAAAAUAUUGUGAAGAAACUCCUGGCUGGUCAUGUACUAUCCAUCUUUAAUACACUCAACAUAAAGAACAAAUCAAACCAGAUAAAAACUUCACUAAAGUUAUUUAUUGCCAUGGUAAUGUUAGGAGGGCCAACUACAAAACUUGUGUUGAACAAUGUUGAUUUAUCUCACAAAGCAAUGGUACCAUUGCUACAGAGGAGGGAUGUGAAGGAUGAAGAAGACGUACGGACAUGUUUUAUACAUCUCAUUGUGGCAUGUUUAUUGGCAGGAGAUAAUGACGCCAUAAAGAAACUUGUACAAACUAAAGGUACUGUUCCAGCCGGACCAGCGUCUUUGGAUUCUUUGUGUGAGAAAGCUAUCCAGCCAGUUCAUGGAAUGCCGAUGGUUCUGCUCAGGUUCCUGUUUGUGCCUGAAAUAAUGCACGGAAGGGUGAUCAAUGAAUACAGCAAUCAGCAAGACACACAAAGGUUCACCAUGUUUUCUGAGAAAAGUUUGAAAGAACUGGGUCGCUCUAUAACUGGCAUAGGCUCGGCAAGUGGAAAACAAAACUCUGAAACAGAAAGGAAAACACCUAUACUCCCAUAUAUGGAAACUGAUGAUAUGAGAGAAGACAAGGUUAUUGUGGCUGAACUUGUACAUAAAUUUCUAACUGAAGUGUGUACAUCCUUCAAGCAUGGUAUAAUAUUCCAUGAUAAAUCAUAUGGUCAGUCCGCAAGAACCAAUCCAUUUGAUGAACUAGAUUUUAGGAAUUUGUGUGGCAACCUGUCUAAUGAUUGUUGUGAAGGAACUUGUAUAGUAUUGAAGUACCUUCUCUUACAAGCUACAUCUAAAAUAUACAGCAGUGUUAGAAGUAACAUUCCUAUAUUGCAUAUGAAAGAGAAAAAGAAUGUUGGAAAUAUGGUACAUAUUCUGAUGAUGUAUACAAUGCCUACAUCUCAGAUCCUUAAAACAAUUCUGCCAGGUGUAAAGGAUAAAAGUUUGGUUGUAAACCAUGUGACAUUAGGUCUGGUUAAACAGAUGGCUGAUACAGCACGACAUGUGCUCAAACUGAUCCAGAACUUGCCUUCAUAUACACCACAUGAAAACCUGGCAAUACACACCACAUAUAAAGCAUUAGUAAUCAAAAAUUUGCCAGAUGUGAUGGACAUAUUGAAUUGUUUAGAUAGAAUUAUGCAGACCACAUCCCAAGUUGACAUUGACAAAGUACAAGAGUUUUGUGGUAUAGGAUUGUGUGAAGUAAUGAUCCAGCUAGAACAGAUAUUAUGUUUAUAUCAAGAUUUCCAGCCUACUUUGCUUGCUGAACAUCCCACCAUUCUAGGCAAGCUGAUUGAAGGCAUUAUGGAGAAGGAGUGGCGCUCUGUUACAUCCAGUUCCUAUCAUUUGAUGAAAGUUCAUCUUCUCAAACUGAUGGCAGGAACUGAGUCAAGAAGACUGCCAUGGGCUAAACAGAAUGCAUCAGGCCAGAGUCUUCUUCAUCAGUUGCUGGCAAUGUUGACUCAGCUAUCUUCUAACAGAGAACUUGCAGACAUGACAUUACAGCUUGUUUGUAAGUUAUUGGAGAGUACAGACCAGUUUGAGAAUCAUCACAAUGAUCUACUUGUUUGGCUCAAUGCUCUAUUACACUCACAAACAGAUGUGCUAGACUUUGUUUCCAAGGUGAUGAUAACCUAUAUUCACAAUCCAUAUCCCUACAUGGAUAGAAUGUGUGACCUCCAGUUGACCUCGGAUUUAAACAUGGCCUCAACUUCAGAGGAAAAGCAGCCAUUUGAUAGUGAAGUUUUCGCACAAAAAAAAUUUCCAUUUUGUCCAAUGUUGAUUGUUGGGCUAGAUGUACUUGAGAAAUCGGAAACUAUACCAAAAGAACUUCAGGAGUACAUAUCUCGAGUUUUAUUGGGGACAUUUCAUCAACAAACUUGUCCUGUAGCACUUUGUACUCUUCUGGCUAAAUACAGAGACAGUUUGUUUCUGCCUGGCUUGUUAGACUAUAUUCUCACCUGGAUAAAGGGUGAUGAGAAAACAACAGACAUUUUACCGACCAAGUCGAUGUAUCAGAACUUCUUGUCCAAAAAUCCAGAUUUCCUCACAGGCGAGUCCAGCCCAAUGUUUACAAUACAGCAAGACUUAUUACAUCUUACAUAUAUCAUUAAACAUUCUCAAAAGUUUGAAAUUAAAGUCAAGGCUAGUCCAUUAUUUAAAUAA